AUCGAAUCGAGCACUUUCAAUCGAUAUGGACUCGCCAUUGGCACCACGCAUGGUGGAGGAGAGCGCGCUAGCGUUCGAUCACAAUGAACCUAGCUCGCCGUUCAUGACCGAAGCAGAGAGCAGACUGAUCAGCAAAACAUGGGACGCGCCCAUUGAUACGGAACACAUGAGCGACGCGGAGCAGCCCCAGCAGCAGCCCCAGCAGCAGACACCAAUGGAAAUGUUUGCGACACCGAGAAAGCCGAAUUUUGAAGAUUGCAUGGACGACAAGGAGAAUGUGCCGCAAGACAAGGAUAACAACAACAACAACAACAACAACAACACAAUCCAGAAAAUCCCACGCCCAGCGACACCGCCAGAGCGCAAGGCUCUACCAGAGUCGCCUCGAGCCUCGCGAGCGCGUAAAGAGAGCAUGACUGACGCACGCAGAGGCAGCGCAGACGGGGACCAAAUGCCUCCUCCUCCGCCGUCAACAUGCAAACCGCAGACUCCCAAACGAUCUCCAUUGAAACCCUCCCGAAGCGCCGCCAACGGGCAAACGCCGCGCGCAUCUGCAACGACGCGGAGUAACUCGUUCGAGUCCGAAUUGACACGGACGACAACGCGAGCGUCCAACGACAACUUCGAAGUCCGCACAAUACAGCAAUACACACACGUGGAGGAGAACUCUGGCGUUGACGACACAGGCUUCAGUGCCUUUUCUGAGGUCCCGGAUAUGACCACGUGGGCAAAGAUGGGCCAGAGUCCCGCCAAGCGAGGAGAUUCGCUACGAACACCAGGCAAGAUGGCUGAUGCCACACCACGGACAUCGCGCAAACGGCCCUCACCUUCUCGGUCCCCCUCCCCUACGCCGCGACGAGCAAAGAAUGGCCAUGAGCGCUCCACCAGCCAGGAUGGUACUACCUACCUGAUCGACUUCACGCAGCAGAUGGAUCACAUGGGCGGCUACGGCAGGCAUACCUCGCCAGCCAAGUCCACUACUCAGCCAGACCUCUUGAAAUUCAUGAACAACCAGCGCUCUCCGCACAAGACCGCCCGCCAAAGCUGGGCUACCCCAGCCAAGCAGAGUAACAUCAUGAACCUUCUCGACUUUGAACUUCCGCCGGCGCCCACGCCGCGAUCCAUUCCCACCAUCACCGUACGAGAGCUGGAAUCGCUCAAAUCAUCCUACCUGUCGCAGAUCUCAUCUCUAAAAGCAACUCUGAGCGGACGUGAGGCAGAAGUCGAAAGUCUGAAGCGCGCCGUGGGUGACGCAGAGCGACGAGUGGGCGAAGCGCAAGAAAGCUUGCGGGAAGAGAAGAACCGAUGUGAAUACGCCGAGGAGCAGAAGGCUGGCUGGGAGAAGCGUGGCCAGGAGGUGGAAUAUCUACUGAAAGAAGUCAAGGAAGAAGUCAUGAAGUCUGAAGCAGAGAAAGAGGAGCUGCUCCGCAAGGUGGAAGAGUUUGAGCGGAGAAGCGAGGAUGCAGAGGCCAGAGCGGUCAAAGCGGAGGAACGCUUCGCAGACGCGCUGGCAGCACGAGCAGCAUCUGGUGAAGCUGGUGGUGACAUCGACCCGAAUGCCAUGGAGGAGCAAGUCCAACGGCUCGUUGCCGCACAAAUCGACUCCAAAAUCGAGGCUGUGUCGCGUGAACUGCACUCCGUGUACAAGGAAAAGCACGAACGCAAAGUCGCAACAUUGAAGAAGAGCUACGAAGCUCGCGGCGAGAAGAAAUGCGCAGAAUUACAAGCUCGUCUGCACGAGCUCGAAAAGCAACAUGAAGAUCUUCUCGCAGCGAAAGACGCCACCUUCUCUGGCCCCGUCGCAGCUGCUUCCUCCGGUGAAGCCGAAGCAGAAUUGAAAUUCCAAAUCGAGGAACAGCGUGCGCAAUUUGCGAGGCUGGAAGCGGAAAUUUCCACUUCGAGGCAAUAUCAAGCUCAACUCGAACGCGAACUUGCGCAGGAACGCAUCGAAAAGGGGGAUUUGGUUGCUGCGGUGGAUGAAAUGCUCUUGUUGCAAUCGGAGCAAGGAGGAGGAGGUUCCGCGCAAGGUGCCAUGUCUGUUGUGCAGGAUUUCCGGAAGAGUAUCAGUAGUCGCCCAGCAUCGAGCUUGUCUGGUGCUGCUGCUGCUACUAGUAGUGGUUUGAGAGCACCUGGCGGUGGUGCUGCUCCUGCCGCUGCUGGUGGAAUAGGUAGUAGAAUCGGCGGUGUAGGAAGACCUGGCGGCAGUGGAAUUGCAAAAGGUGGCGGUGGUGGAAUGAUGUCUCGGAUUGAAAAAAUGGGCGCCAGUGCGAGGACUGGAAGUGGGUGAAGAGAACAAAGAGACGUUUCUCUCUCGUCUCUCUCUUUUUCCUCUUUUCUCGGUGGCCUCACACACACAACCUCGAGAACUGAGUGAGUGGGUUGUCUUUUGGCGUGGUGUUGGAAAAGGUUCCGGCAGGGGAAAAAAGAAGAAUUAACGAAAGGCAUGAAUUAGUUGGUUGCACCUUUACUUUAGCUUACCUUGUACUUUUGAUGUUGAUGUUGUUCGAUACUUUUUCACUUUCAAUGUA
Messenger RNA from Sphaerulina musiva SO2202, 2528 nucleotides. RefSeq lists its product as uncharacterized. The transcript has a single exon. The coding region runs from base 26 to 2287 and encodes 753 amino acids. The record is from RefSeq and is a predicted model, not a curated record. Lineage: Eukaryota; Fungi; Ascomycota; Dothideomycetes; Mycosphaerellales; Mycosphaerellaceae.